Populus trichocarpa (black cottonwood) is the source of this 1075-nucleotide messenger RNA. Its product is annotated as acid phosphatase 1-like. The record is from RefSeq and is a predicted model, not a curated record. The transcript has 3 exons. Gene Ontology annotation, molecular function: acid phosphatase activity. NCBI's taxonomy places the organism in Eukaryota, Viridiplantae, Streptophyta, Magnoliopsida, Malpighiales, Salicaceae. The coding region runs from base 273 to 941 and encodes 222 amino acids.
GAUACUCUAAUUUUCUAACCCCAACACUUCUUUUCACGUUUACCAUAAAUAUACCCUCACGUUUCCUCUCUUUACGUAGCCAUAAUUUCCCUCAUCCUGCCUGACUGUGUUUUGGUUGCAAGGCCACCUCAUCAUAGGUUACCAUCUUUAUUUUCAAGUACGUAAGCUAGGAUCACUAUAAUGUGACAAAUCUCCUCAUUAAAUGGUAUUUAUUUUUGUGGCUGGCAGUUUUUUCAAAGGAAACUGGGGUUCGGGCUUAUCCGCGAGGCGGCAUGAUACCAGAAGGCGCUUCCUAUUAUCUGAGCUGGAGGUUGGAUGUGGAGGCUAACAAUGUGCGUGCGUGGCGCACGGUCCCUUCUCAAUGCUUGAGGUACGUUGAAGCUUACAUGCGUGGAGGACAGUAUGACAGGGACCUUGACUUGAUUGUUGACCAAGUUUUGAGUUAUAUUAAUGAGAUAGAUCCCUCCAAUGAUGGCAUGGAUGCUUGGAUCCUAGAUGUUGACGACACCUGCAUCUCUAAUCUCCUCUACUACAGGGAAAAGAGAUAUGGGUGUGACCCAUUCGAUCCAGCUGGUUUCAAGGCAUGGGCAUUAAAGGGAGGAUGCCAAGCAAUUCCUGCUGUUCUUGGAUUGUUUAACAACCUGGUUCAAAAUGGUUUUAAAGUAUUCCUGAUCACUGGAAGGGACCAGGAAACACUUGGCCAAGUCACUAGUGAUAAUCUGCAUGAUCAGGGCUUCAUCGGCUAUGAGCGACUAAUCUUGAAGACGGCAGGAUUCAAAGGACAAAACGCUUUGGCAUACAAGUCAGAAAUAAGAAGGCGAUUAGAAAAGGAAGGUUACAGGAUAUGGGGGAACGUUGGUGACCAAUGGAGUGAUCUGCAAGGAGAGUGUUUGGGGAACCGCACUUUCAAGCUACCAAAUCUAAUGUAUUUUGUUCCCUGAGAUUCAGUGGAAUUCUUGUUGCAGUGUGUUUUCUCCGGAAAUGAUCACGAGACAAGACUUGUAGCAUUAUUAUUAUGUUCGCAGAUGAAACAAAACAUAAUAAAGUGAAAUAAAUGGCACAAGAUUUUAGCAAA